GCGGUUCGUUCCUCGCUCAGUGACGGCGGCGAAGAACAGAUCCCACCCAGGUUGGGCCAGAGGAAGCAGCGCCAUGUGCUCGGGGCUCCAGGCUCUCCUGUUGCCAAUCUGGCUUUCCUGGACUCUGGGAACCCGAGGAUCAGAGCCCAGCAGCGUCAACGAUCCUGGCAACAUGUCCUUUGUGAAGGAGACCGUGGACAAGCUGUUGAAAGGCUACGACAUCCGCCUAAGACCCGACUUCGGGGGUCCCCCAGUCUGCGUGGGGAUGAACAUCGACAUCGCCAGCAUCGACAUGGUGUCUGAAGUCAACAUGGAUUACACCUUAACUAUGUAUUUUCAACAAUAUUGGAGAGAUAAAAGGCUGGCCUAUUCUGGGAUCCCUCUCAACCUCACGCUUGACAAUCGAGUGGCUGACCAGCUCUGGGUGCCCGACACAUAUUUCUUAAAUGACAAAAAGUCAUUUGUGCACGGAGUGACAGUGAAAAACCGCAUGAUCCGCCUGCACCCUGAUGGGACAGUGCUGUAUGGGCUCAGAAUCACCACGACAGCAGCAUGCAUGAUGGACCUCAGAAGAUAUCCACUGGAUGAACAGAACUGCACUCUAGAAAUUGAGAGCUAUGGCUACACCACGGAUGACAUUGAAUUUUACUGGCGUGGCGGGGACAAGGCCGUCACCGGAGUGGAAAGGAUUGAGCUCCCACAGUUCUCCAUUGUGGAGCACCGACUAGUCUCGAGGAACGUUGUCUUUGCCACAGGUGCCUACCCUCGACUCUCACUGAGUUUUCGGUUGAAGAGAAACAUUGGGUACUUCAUUCUUCAGACGUACAUGCCAUCUAUCCUGAUCACCAUCCUCUCCUGGGUGUCCUUCUGGAUCAAUUAUGAUGCCUCUGCUGCUAGAGUUGCCCUUGGGAUCACUACCGUGCUCACCAUGACGACCAUCAACACCCAUCUCCGGGAGACUCUGCCCAAAAUCCCCUACGUCAAAGCCAUCGACAUGUACCUUAUGGGCUGCUUUGUCUUUGUGUUUCUGGCCCUUCUGGAGUACGCCUUUGUCAACUACAUUUUCUUUGGAAGAGGCCCUCAGAGGCAGAAGAAGCUGGCAGAGAAGACAGCCAAGGCAAAGAAUGACCGUUCCAAGAGUGAAAGCAACCGGGUGGAUGCUCAUGGAAACAUUCUCUUAACAUCACUGGAGGUUCACAAUGAAAUGAAUGAGGUUGCAGGCAGCGUUGGUGACACCAGGAAUUCAGCAAUAUCCUUUGACAACUCAGGAAUCCAGUACAGGAAACAGAGCAUGCCCAGGGAAGGGCAUGGGCGAUACAUGGGAGACAGAAGCAUCCCGCACAAGAAGACCCACCUACGGAGGAGGUCUUCCCAGCUCAAAAUCAAAAUCCCUGAUCUAACCGAUGUGAAUGCCAUAGACAGAUGGUCCAGGAUCGUGUUUCCAUUCACCUUUUCUCUUUUCAACUUAGUUUACUGGCUGUACUAUGUUAACUGAGUGACUGUACUUGAUUUUUCAAAGACUUAAUUUAACACUGAGUGAAAUAUUACCCUGCCUGUCAAGUUUUUAUACCUGUACACACAUACACACACACACACACACACACACACACAUGCACACACACACACACACACAAACACACAUAUAUACAUACGCAAUUGUAUAUAUAUGUGAACUUUCUCAGCAUAUAUAUAAAAUACACGUGUAUAUGAGGAUGUAUGCGUAUAUGUUUAUACACACAGGUGUGAGUACCCAUGUGUAUGUAAAACAAAUACACAUACAUACAUACAUUUUGCAGCUAUGGACAAUUUAACACAGGAUGCAUAUUAAAGAAGGUCAUAGUUUUUUUUUUUCCUUUUUUAAUUGAAAGGGACAAGUAUUUCAAUAUUAUGCCUUGAGAAUGAGGGCGUGAAACACAGUGUCAUCCCAAAGUGUGUCUUUUAUUACCAUAAGAUGUUUUCAUUUAGAACUCAGAGAGAAAUUCUUAGUUGAUCUUGGGAAUUCCUCCAGUGGUAGUCAUCUUUUUCAUAUCUUUUCAGUUUCCCAAGCCACAGCCGCUUGGCCUUUCUGGUGAUGGGCUUGUUUUCAUCAGGUGUACUUUUUCCUGUAUGGGGUUGGCUGUUAGCAGAUGAGGUGAGUCGCUCGCUGCGCACUUACCUGUUGUCUUACAUGUAGAUAGAUCCCACAUUGAUGUCUGAAUGUCCAUCUCUUGAAAACCCAUCUGGAGUGAAUGGCGUCCCAUUGUAAGUACUUCACUGUCCAGUACAUGUGGGGGUUUUCUGUUCAUUUGGAGUGGAUCCAACUUAUCUGUCAUGUGGGAACACACAGUGGCACAUGACAAUGACAUUUGAUCACUGAAAACGUGCUAUACAUCUUGCAUCUCGUCCAGAAUUUCUAGGUCGGCUAUCUGACGUCAUAGACGUCUCAGGUUCUUUGUCACUCUGAGGUAAAACCACCAGGAUGGUCUUUUCCCCUUGCAGUUAUGUUACCAUUCUUAUAACAUUGUAUGUUAAUAUAAAAUAUAUUUGCAUAAUAUGCAUACAUAUGUAUAUUUACCAAAAUUUUGUUUCCUAUGCUUGCUACCAUGGCAGCAUGCAAUGUCAUAUUUUUCAUUAUGUGAUGUAACUACUUUUCGUUAUCUAGAAAUUAAGAUUGAAUCUAAAGCACUUCCACUGUUCGCUUUCAGAAAUUUACAAAACAUUCUCAUGCCUUUCUUUCUGUAUCUGACAUAUCUCAUAAGCACAUACACCAACUAGACUGACUGGGAUUUUGCAGGAACAUGACCAGUACACACUACACAUCACGCAACAACCCAUGACCGUUCUCUGAGGCAAAGAGGGCAACCUGCCCACAGUCACUUUUGGUUCCUUCUGAUCCACGGCCUCAUCAGGAUUUGGACUUUUUAAAGCUCGUAGAAACAAGACAAGGUGCACCGGUUUCAUAGACGCAACCUUAACUUACUAUUUAGAUGAGCUCUUUCUAAAGAAAAAAAAAGAUGAUAUAUUUUUUGUAAACAAUAUUUCUAUCACAGGCAUCCAUAAACUGAAAUGACUACAGUUGUGCAAACAGGUGUCACAGUGAGGCAUUUGGAGGAAAAAAUAAAAAGUAAAAUAUGCAGGAAAGAACUGCUAAAUUAAUACUUUUCCCAAAAUACCUCAUAUGCCUCACCCUAUCUGUUCUGUCCAAAAUGAAGGACCAGAGUCUGGGCCACCCUGGAAAGUCUGGUUUCUCCACACAGGCAGCAGCACCCUCCCUAAGGGUGUAUGUGUUAUGGACUGUCCCUAUGACUGACAGUACUUGAUUUUUUUUUUUUUUUUUUUUUUUUGGUGACCAUAGAAGCCUUUAAUUUGUUGGAGACUGUGACAGUUCAAAACCUACCAUAAGAUAAAAUGCAAUCUACAAAUCUCAUGCUAGAGGCAAUUACCUUUUAAAUUGUUAUUAUUUUUGCCUUCUUCCUGCCUUCAUUCCUAUCUUCUCCCAGUUACUGCCCUUUAUUUUUACCUGGAAACAAGCCAGCGAAAUUUGGUCUUUGGCUUUUCUCUAAUAUUUUUGUUUUCCAUGGGUAACAAUGGGAAGAUCCUAAAAGUUGAACAGAUUGGGAAAAAUCUUGUAAGUGGCCUUAUCAAUGUUAGCAUGUUAAAGAAAAAACACAUUUGCAAAGACCUUAUCCCUUUCAAUACUUCAGGUAUCUUUUUGUGUAUCCAGUGAUUCAAUAUGUGAGGUCCACAAGUGGAAGAGGGACCCCAAAACACAAGUGAACAUGGACAUAUGCAGUCAAUGGUCAAUUAUCAUACUAUCCAGAACUGUGACAUUUAAUUAUUUCUGGGAGAAAAAUGACUCAAAACUUUUUUCAUGCAUAGUUGAGCUACUCAAAUAUCAGAGGCAGAGAGCCCACAAGGCUCAUAAGAGCAGCAAUCUACUUCCUGAGGUUUUCUGGAUAUAAAUUUGCAUGGUUUAGUCAUAAUAGCUUUUGAGCUUUUUAUAUGCAUUUGGCACCAAGACUGGGAUCCACAACUUUGUAGACACUGCAAUGAUGUUAACAUAAUAGCUAUACUAUAGGUAGUAUUUGUAACUACACACACAUGCACACACAAAUACAUACAUGUAUUCUGUAAAAAGAAAAAAAAAAAACCUUUUUAAGAUCCUUGGGUAUGUGUUUGCUUUACUCCAUUUCAGAAGAAAAUUACUUUUCUUCUAAUAAAAUUAUUUUAUAUCUUCUCCAUUUUUAAAGAGUUGUGAGAAGUAUCCAGAAAAGAACUCUAGCUAUGCUGACAGGAGAGUGGAAUCUGACUCUCCUGGUUCUGUUGAAACGGCCUCAUUACUCCACAGUAGCAGGUUAAACCAGUGAGUGAGGAAUGUCAGCUAGGACCUCUAAUGAGAGGUUGCUGUAACAUGCCCAGACCUGAGUAAAGACACAAAAGUUUUACUUGGGUAUCUAAAGAGAUUCCUCUCUUAACCCACUCAAUAUUAUAAACAAUGCAUUUUCUCAGUAGCCCUGCCUUUCCAAAAUGCUUCAUGGAGGGCUGUGAAUUCUCAGCAAUCUGUGGUGGCCAUUCAUGAUUAUCUGCAUAGCUGACAUGUGACAGGCCCAGUGCCCUCUUCUAUAAACCUUUUCAAAGGCUGAACUGGCAGGCAACUCCUCACUGACCUCAGGGCUGGUGAGGGGUGACAAUGUUAGACCACAACCCAUUCAUUCCCCCUUAAAUUUCAGAUGAACUAGAAAGUACUGUGAUAAUAUUCUUGUUAGGUAUAAAGGGACAUGUCAAUCUGCAGUAUCGUGUGUUUCAACGCCCGUACAAGAACUGGGUCAUCUUCAGUUGAUCAAUCAAAAGCACUCUCUCCUGUCCAAAUACUAAACUGACAUUUUCACCAACGAGUUCAUCUCAGGGGUGAUGCCAGACACACUUGGGACUGGCGUGAGGGCACAGAUACAUGCAGGUGUCAAUGUUCAUGUUGGACAUCUCAUAGAUAAUAGGUGUUUGUCCCAUGUGUAUGCAUUCUAAAAAGAUGUGUCCAACUUCAAAUCUCCUGGCUUGAAAGUAUAAUAAACCUUCUACAAUUUCUUAUUUUAACCUCCACCUGAAAACAAGUUCCCAUCUCUGGCCAUUUUAUGGAAGACAGCUGAACAACUGGUAAGAUAUUUUGUUACUCUCAGAACCAGUGCUUGCUCUGAUUGUUAUGUGAGCGAAGCUGUCCACUAGAGUAAUAUUGACUUUUGGGGCAAAAGCUGCCCAGGUGAUUAAAUUUCCCAGGACACUAGCUAGUGUGCCUUGGACUGAUUACCUCUUCCUCUGCAUUGAAAGGUGCCAUGUUUUCCUGAAAUACUAAAUUCCCAUCACCUGGGUAGACAGUGACCUCCCAGAGUGGCUCACACACCACACCUCUCCUAGGGACUGCCCCGUGAAUAUGUCAUUUGUGACUCAUUUUUCUACUUUACAAGUCAGUAAGUGUGUUCAAGGUAAGCACAGGACUGCUAUAGUAGGAAUUCGCAAUUGCUGUCAUAUUCGAUGCCCAUGUCAACUUCAUUUCAUUGUAAAGAUAAAUUUAAAUUUAAACCCAGUUUUGCUUAAGCACAUUGAUGUAAUUUUUUGGUAUUAUUUGACAUGAAAAAAAACAGCAAAAUUGAGUGACAGAUACAAUAUGAAACUUGUUGAAUGAAUUCAAAUUUAUUAAAAAAGGACUAACUGA
This is a messenger RNA of Jaculus jaculus (lesser Egyptian jerboa), 5686 nucleotides long. RefSeq names its product gamma-aminobutyric acid type A receptor subunit beta3 (gene Gabrb3). Gene Ontology annotation, cellular component: GABA-A receptor complex; neuron projection; synapse. Gene Ontology annotation, biological process: signal transduction; nervous system process; chemical synaptic transmission. The record is from RefSeq and is a predicted model, not a curated record. Lineage: Eukaryota; Metazoa; Chordata; Mammalia; Rodentia; Dipodidae. Bases 74 to 1495 code for a protein of 473 amino acids. Gene Ontology annotation, molecular function: GABA-A receptor activity; extracellular ligand-gated monoatomic ion channel activity; neurotransmitter receptor activity. The transcript is spliced from 9 exons.